ACUAAACAUCGAAUGGCAAAUAAAAUUUUGCAAGGAUACGAAGAAAAUAUAAACGAAGAAGAAAAUGAAGGUUCAAAUAAAAAAAUUAACGUACAAUUUGACGAUGUAUCAAAUUUUGUUAAUCAAGAUCUUCCAUUUGCCCUGCUUAAUAAUAAAUCAUGGAAAUUAUUUCAACGAUUUAAAAUAUCUUUUAACUUUUUACGAGAAGAUCCAAGCUCAUGGAAAGCCUUAGAUGAGUAUAUACAAGCUAAAGAAAUAUUAUCUGCACUAAAAGUCGUUAACGAUACAGCUGAACGUGGGAUAAAAUUGAUGGAGGAAUAUAAUGAAAAAUUCACUAAAAAUGAAGAUCAAAAACAAUUUAUUUUACAAGUAUGAAAUAUUUAUAUAAU
Molecule: messenger RNA, 389 nt
Organism: Sipha flava (yellow sugarcane aphid)
Lineage: Eukaryota; Metazoa; Arthropoda; Insecta; Hemiptera; Aphididae
Exons: 1
Coding region: 13-375 (120 amino acids)
Source: RefSeq, a predicted model, not a curated record